This is a messenger RNA of Scatophagus argus, 2875 nucleotides long. RefSeq names its product extracellular calcium-sensing receptor-like. The coding region runs from base 1 to 2274 and encodes 757 amino acids. The record is from RefSeq and is a predicted model, not a curated record. Gene Ontology annotation, molecular function: G protein-coupled receptor activity. The transcript is spliced from 6 exons. Lineage: Eukaryota; Metazoa; Chordata; Actinopteri; Scatophagidae. Gene Ontology annotation, biological process: G protein-coupled receptor signaling pathway. Gene Ontology annotation, cellular component: membrane.
AUGACUUUUGCUAUCAAAGAGAUCAACCAGCGCAGUGACCUCCUGCCACAACUCAAGUUGGGUUUCCACAUUCGUGACAGCUCUGAUGACAUACCUGUGUCCCUGAGAGCAUCUUUACUGCUGGUGAACGGCCAGCCAGAGAGAGUCUCCAGAGCUGAGAGCGUGAUGAAAAGCAAAGAUCCAAAAAGUAACAUUAGUUCUAACUCAGGCUGUGCUGCCGUUCAAAGGACUGUGUCCCCAGUAAUCAUAGGAGGUGCUGCCUCCGGAGUGUCUGUGGCUCUGCUGAGAAGCCUGGGUUCUUUCCAUAUCCCCCUGGUGAGCUACUUUGCAUCCUGCAGCUGUCUGAGUAACCAAAGGGAAUUCCCCUCAUUCAUGCGCACCAUGCCUAGUGAUGCCUUCCAGGUCAGAGCUCUGGCCCGGUUGAUAAUCUAUUUUGGCUGGACCUGGGUGGGAGUGAUUGGGGUGGAAUCUGAUUACGCCCGAUUUGCCAUCCAGCUGUUCCUGCAGGAGUCAGUGCAGUAUGGUGUAUGUGCUGCCUACACUCAUUUCUACCCUGUUGUCCUGAGUCAGCAGGCUCUAGAUGAGCUUCUGAUGGUUAUUCAGGCAGCAUCCACAAAGGUCAUCAUUAACUUUUGCAGUGAGUCAGAGAUGAACAGUAUUCUGAGAGAGAUUCGGCGGCAGAACAUAACCGGUCUGCAGUGGAUCGCCAGUGAGGCUUGGUCCACUGCCAGAUCACUCUGGGAAAAGUUUGGGGACCUCCUAAAGGGAACACUUGGAUUUGCCAUCCAGAGAGCUGAUGUGAUUCCAGGGCUGAAACAACACCUCACUAGUCUCAGACCAUCCGAUAUUCAUGAAUCAGCAUUCCUGGCAGAGUUUUGGGAAGAGCUGUUUAACUGUCAACUGAACGGGUCAGUGAACAGCCACUCUCACGGGGUCGACAGUUACCUUGACAGAUCGCCAUGUAAAGGGACAGAGGAUUUAAAUAAUGUUUACUCUCCUUAUUCCGAUGUGACACAGCUAAGAGUGUCCUAUAAUGUCUACAAGGCUGUGUAUCUGGUGGCCCAUGCUUUGCAAGACAUGAGUAACUGCAAAGUUGGACAGGGGCCUUUUCUUAAUGGUACCUGUGCAGACCCAAAAGAUUUUAAACCUUGGCAGCUCAUCUACUACAUGAAGCAUGCCAAUUUUUCUGCACUGGGGGAGAAAGUCAACUUUGAUCAAAACGGUGACCCCAUUGCUUAUUAUGAUCUCUUGAACUGGCAAAAGAGGCCUGAUGGCUCAUUACAUUUGGUAAAAGUAGGCUUCUAUGACGCUUCCUCGCCUUCUGGACGCAGUCUGGUCAUAAAUGACACAGUGAUACAUCCUCCUCUGGCAUCUGUAGAUUCUUUGGAGUGCUCACGCUGCUCAAAGGACACGUGGCCCAAUCAAGCAAGAAAUCUCUGCAUCCCAAAGACGGUUGAGUUCCUGUCUUUCCAUGAGCUGAUGGGUGGUGUGCUUUGUGCUGUAUCCGUCCUUGGAGCUUGUAUUUCCCUCUCCAUCCUGGCCAUAUUCUUUACAUACAAAGACACACCACUUGUUCGGGCCAACAAUAUGGAACUGAGCUUCCUUCUCUUGCUGUUUCUUGCUGUCUGCUUCCUUGUUGGUCUGUUGUUCAUUGGUGAGCCUUCAGACUGGCUUUGCCGUAUCAGGUACCCAGCAUUUGGGAUCAGUUUUGCUCUGUGCAUUUCAUGUUUACUGGCCAAGACUGCAGUGGUUCUAAUGGCAUUUAGAUCCACACUACCAGGAAGCAAUGUCAUGAAAUGGUUUGGACCCAACCAGCAGAGAGCCAGUGCACUUUUAGGAACAGCAGUCCAGGUAAUAGUCUCUCUGACUUGGCUGCUCACCAGUCCACCUUAUGCCAAUAACAACACAGGUUACCACAGUGCUAUCAUCAUCAUCGAGUGUGUUCCUGGUUCAGAGGUUGGCUUCUGGUGUGUUCUUGGAUACAUUGGCAUCCUGGCCUGCAUGUGUUUCCUGAUGGCAUUUUUGGCUCGGAAGCUACCAGAUAAUUUUAACGAGGCAAAGUUCAUCACAUUCAGCAUGCUGAUAUUCUUUGCAGUCUGGAUUACUUUCAUCCCAGUUUAUGUGAGCACAGCUGGGAAAUACACAGUGGCUGUCCAUAUUUUUGCUAUCUUAGCUUCAGCUUUUGGUCUCCUUUUUUGCAUUUUUGUUCCCAAGUGCUACAUUAUCAUUCUGAAACCAGAAAGAAACUCCAAGAAAAACAUGAUGCAAAGAUGAAGAUGGAAGUAAAAUACAUGUGUUGAGUAAGAAUUUACAUGUGUGAGAAAGUCUUUUUAAUGCGAUAUUUGUGUUGUGUUGUUUUAUUCAAGUACAAUGCUUUGUUGUCCAGAACAAAUUUUUUCUCACAUUGCAAAAAGUUUUCUCUGUCGAUGCAACUAUUGAUAGCAUGUUAUAAUACAAAUAUGAUUAGAUUUCUUUUUUUAAAUUUACGUUGUUGACAACUUCCUUUAGUGUAUGAUCAGUGUACGACAAACUUACAUAAUAUUAAAUAAAGUGAAACUCAUCUUAUUCAUGUUGAAAAAGAGUUUUUUUUUAUGAUGAAACAUACAUAAACAAACAGCAAUAUUGCAGUACAGCAGAUUGUUUGAUUAAUAAAUUGUUUAGGAUGAUAGAGAAUACAGUUUGAUCCAUGUUAAAGAAACUGUUCAAGUGAAUGGUGUAAUGAUGCCUUAAUGGUGACAUUUUCAGCCACAGACAUUUGAUUUUUUUUUGUUCUUUGGACAAUAUAAUCAUGAUUUACUUAUACUUCCCACAGAAUUUAGGUAGGUAUUCAAUUAUUUGCUCAUACUUUAUGUACAUUUGAUUCCUUGACUUAAAC